AUGCAGGAAGGAGCGUAUUAUAGUACUAUCGAAGAUGAACGUAUGCUUAGUGCUGAACAAAUGGAUAGGGAAAGACAAAGGAACCAAGUCUACGAAUACUUAUGCCACUUAGAAGAGGCUAAGAAUUGGAUGGAAAGAACGAUAGGCGAAGAAAUUCAGACCAAUUCUUUUGAAGAAGCUUUACGUGAUGGUGUUUAUCUAGCUAAACUAGUCAAAGUCUUUAUGCCCGAAUUAGUCCCACGUAUUUUUACUGAUCCAGUCUUACAGUACCGACAUACUGAUAAUAUCAAUGCUUUCUUUUCCUUUACACGAUCAGUUGGCUUAUCUUAUGUUUUCUUAUUUGAACUAGUAGAUCUUUACGAGAAGAAGAACCCGCCACGAGUUAUUUACUGUAUUCAUGCUUUAGCCCAUUUACUAGCCAAGAAGAGUGUUGCUGGCAAACUUUCUUCUCUAGUAGGUACAGCCAGAUUUUCUGAUGCUGAGAUACGAGAGAAGGAAAAGGAGAUUGAAAGUGCUGGAGUAAAACUACCUAGUUUUAGUACGAUUUCUAGUGCUAUGGAUGGUAUUUGUGCAACAGAGGCAGGGGGUAAUAGUAGUGGUGAGGUUAAUGAUUUAAGUAAAGGUUUAGUUAGUAAUAGUCUUGGUAGUAGUGAUUUAGUUAGUAAUAGUCUUGAUGGGAGUAGUAUAAGUGAUCCUUUGGCCGUAACUGCUGCUUUAGUUGGUACUAGUUCAGUUGAAGAUGAUACUUUACUAUUGUCAACUCACUUGGCUAAAUCAGUGACUACGGUGCAAGCUAUGAUGCGGACUUUAUUGGCCGGUCGGGCCUUGGCUGAAAUUAAAGGGAAUGUCACUCCUACUCUAUUUGGCUUGCGGUACUUUGCCUCUUUACUAGCUGGGGAUGAGGAGAGGACGGAAGCUUUGAUUGAGGACUUGAACCGGAUUUUAGCCGGAUUGUUUGCUGAGAAUGCAGCUCGGGAGAAGACUUUAAGUGGGUUAGAACAUAGGAUUGCUCUGUUGGUUAAGAAUAAGAUAGGAAGACCGGGGAGUGCUAAGGAUAUUCCGGCUGAUCGUGGGACUUAUGUGCAGUAUAAGAGUUUACAACGACUGUUUGCCCGUUUACAUGAAGAUCCGGAGUUGAUAGUUAAGGCUGUUCUAAGUAUGCGGCCGCGUGAGGCAGAAGCUUUCUGUGCCCAGAAGGUCUUAGGCUUAUUUGGCGCGGCUAAAACGCCACGGGAGGAGUAUGCUUACUUACGACUGAUUGAAGGACUCGUGCGGGCUAAGGAAAGACCGGGUAGUGCUCGGCCUAUUUACUUGGCUGGUGCGGCUUUAAGGGCUCUGGUACUUAGUCAUGGUUUAGGUCAGGUUCAUCAACUUAUUCGUGAUAGUUUACUGAGUAGUUUAGUGGCUGGUAGUGGUUGUAGUAGUACUUUAGCUGAAGUAUGUUUGAAGAGUUUAGUAAGUAUUGGGAAUGAUCAAGUACCUUAUCCAGUGCGAUUUUUGGCCAAGUGUUUAGUGACUAGGUCCGAAUCGGCUGGACUGGCUUUUAGUUUGCUUUGGGAGACAUUAUUUGUCCCUUUGAUUGUCUCGCCUGACCUAGGUAGUGGUUUAGGUCUAACUACUGAACGUCGGGCUGAGCUUGGGGCUAUUUGCACGCAGGCAGGUAUGUUAGCUAGUAGUAGUUCGGAGUGGCAAGAAGCAGUGAGUCGCUGGGUCUUGGAAAUGGGUAAGGUUCAACCUAUUGCUGAGUACUAUACUUUGCAGUAUAUUGAGAGUAGUGUAAUGAGCAACUUACUUUGUUUAUCUGGUGAUGAGGUUAAUUACUUAUUGGGGGCUUUAGGGAUGACUAAAGGUCUACCCCAGGAUAUUCAGGAAUUUGUCAGUGCUUGUUAUCCCUUGCCUUUUAAACUGGUCUUUGUAGUCCCGGGGGGUUUAAGUGGUCGGCCGCAGGAAAGUGUGAGUGCCCGGGAGAAGCGAAUGGCUAAAUGGGCGAUUCUAAGGCUGAUAAGGUGCUGUCCUGGGAAGACUAUUGCUGAGAUACUGCAACGCAAAGCAACGAGUGAGGAGGAGAAGGAGUUUAAUGAGUUGUAUGGCGGGGAGUUGGAGAGGUACAAGGAAGAGACGCGGGGUUUAUUAGCACGACUGUUUGAUCGGGGUGAGAUAAAGAAUGUGCAUACGUGUGAGGAAGUUUUAGGACUAGUUUGUCGGGAUGUAGUGCAUCGGGUUCGGGCUAGAGUGGCUAGACGGCGUGAGAUAGCAGCUACCGAGAAGGCUAUUGCUAGUUUAGAAGCAGCCCGGGUGAGUAUUGAGCAGCGGGAUAAGACUUGUACGGAGUACUUGGCGCAAUUACUGGUGAAGGUAGUGGAUAGUCGGCGGGUGUAUGUAGCUGCAGCUCAGACUUUAUUGGAGAAGGGGGUGGUUUGUCGGAUGUAUAACUGGCAGCCGUCUCAGUUGGAGAGUAUUGAGUUGCGGAUGGCAGUUGAGGACGAUGGCGGAAUUCGGGUGGAGGUACUAGUGCAGGGAUUAGCCGCUAGUAGUGACUGGAUUCGACUGGAUGUUUUGCUUUUGAAAGAAUGCUUAGGCGAGAACGAGAUAGCUUUGGAUGCAAUUGGGUGUGUCUUUUCAGUACCUAAGCUUAUUGCCCUGCUGAACCGGAAGUUCUUAGGAUGA
Nematocida homosporus is the source of this 2667-nucleotide messenger RNA. RefSeq names its product Ras GTPase-activating-like protein IQGAP2/3. NCBI's taxonomy places the organism in Eukaryota, Fungi, Microsporidia. Gene Ontology annotation, molecular function: GTPase activator activity; calmodulin binding; actin filament binding. Gene Ontology annotation, cellular component: cytoplasm. The transcript has a single exon. Gene Ontology annotation, biological process: regulation of actin cytoskeleton organization. Bases 1 to 2667 code for a protein of 888 amino acids. The record is from RefSeq and is a predicted model, not a curated record.